Chaetomium globosum CBS 148.51 is the source of this 2376-nucleotide messenger RNA. RefSeq lists its product as uncharacterized. The transcript is spliced from 2 exons. Bases 1 to 2376 code for a protein of 791 amino acids. NCBI's taxonomy places the organism in Eukaryota, Fungi, Ascomycota, Sordariomycetes, Sordariales, Chaetomiaceae. The record is from RefSeq and is a predicted model, not a curated record.
AUGGCCGCGCCCUUAACGCCAACCCCAAGCGCGGCGCUGAACUACUCGACGACCCCGGCGAGUCUACGCCACGGAGCAUUCGAUGCCCGGGAACCCGCCGAUAACAACACCGAGAACCGCAACAACGAUGACGAACCCGACAGCUCCUCUCCGUUUAUGUCGCACAUCAGGGAUGAAAUCACCUCUCCGACCCAGCGCGGCCCCUCACCGCCAAAGGCCCGUCCGGGAUCCCGCAUAAUCUCGGGCAGCGGCCUCUCACCGCUCAAGAUACUCCAGCAGCACCAGCAAAGCCAGAUUGAGGCACAGACCCAGAGCCAGUCGCCGUCGCCCCAACCCGCCGAAGAAGUAUCGUCGCCCGCUAAGAGCAUGCCCCCGCCGCCGUUACCGCAGAGCCCGCGGAAGUCGGCCCCGAUCAAGCGGUUCCCGGUCAAGAUCAGCCAACCGGGGUCUUCCCGCAGCGAGUCGCCGCGGCGGCCCUCGGAUGAGCGCCGCUCCUCGGGCGAGCGUCAGGCCAGCUUGCCGGAGGUACGGGAGGAGGUACGGGAGAACGAGGGGUUGAAGCACGUUAUCGAUAUUUUUGAGGACGACGACAAUGCCAUGCACGACGACCCAGAUGGUGUGGACCACGAUGGUGACCAUACCAUGUCGAUGGGGCACGAGGCUGUCUACGACCAGAGCCGGAUUGCCGAGGAGGACCAUUCGGCCGCAGACGACACCAUGAUGAGCACAUUCAGCGCAUUCUCGACUGUCCCGAACCUCACCAUGCUGGCAAAUACGCGCAGCGACAGCCCAACCAAGUUUUCGGCCACGGGCGGGUCGACCCCCCGGGCCAGCGGCAGGUCAGAGGACUCAUCGGCAUUGAGGACACCGCGGGGCAACGGAUCAUACGACAACGGCAACAGCACCACCAACCUGAUGGACUUCACCGAGCAAAUGCGGUACGGGACCUACGGCGCGCAGCCAACGCCGUCCCGGCGGGGUGGCCAGACUGCGCAGUCGGCGAGGACGCCCAACGGGGUGGGCACGCCACAGCGCAACAACCUCGUGAACCUCCUUGACUUUGAUAUCCCUCCAGCGCCAACCCCGCGCAGCAUCCCCACCAUUACGCCGCGCGAGCUGGAGUCGCUUAAAUCCGGCUUCCUCUCUGAGAUUAGCAGCCUCAAGGCCUCACUCAGCGGGAAAGAAGCUGAGGUGCUGUCGCUGAAGACGGCCGUCGGGGAUGCCGAGAAGCGUGUAGGCGAGUGCCUGGAGCAGCUGCGCGAGGUGGAGGGCGUGCAGGGCGCGCUCCAGACGGAGAAGGACAGCUGGGAGCGGCGCGGGCGCGAGAUGGAGACGGUGCUGCGCAAGGUCAGAGAAGAGAUCGUCAUGAGCCAGCGCGAGCGGGAGGAGCUUGAGUUCAAGCUCGACGAGGCCGAGAAGCGCCGCGAGGCUGCCGAGAUGAUGGCGCAAGACGCCGAGAGCAAGAUGGCGGGCAUGCGCGCCGUCGAAAUCGCUGUCGAGCGCGUUGCGCGCGAGCUGCACGCGCUCUACAAGAGCAAGCACGAGACCAAGGUCGCUGCGCUCAAGAAGAGCUACGAACACCGCUGGGAGAAGCAGGUGCGCAAGCUGCAGGCACAGGUCGACCAGCUCAACCACGACAACGACGAGCUCCGCCACAGCAACAACAACCACAACCGCGGCGGCAUCGACCCGGCGCGGCUGGCCGAGAUGGAGGAGGAGCGGCGCGCGGACAAGGCGCGCGACGCGGCGCGAGUCCGGGAGCUCGAGGCCGAGGUGGAGAAGGUCGAGGCCGUGCUGAAGACGGUGCAGGCGGACAACGCCGACCUGCGGGUCCUGCUGGAGCGCGAGCGCGUCGAGAAGGGCGAGCUGGUCAUGCUGGCCGAGGAAAUGAUGAACAUGCAGCAGAGCUUUGUCGCGAGCGUGCCCGAGGAGCCCGAACCCGCACCUACCCCCGCUCCCGCACCUGCCCAGUCACACUAUGCGCAGCAGCAACACUACCAGCAACAGCAACAACAACAACACCCAGCCCCGCCCCCGGUAACCGCAAAGACGCCAAAUAGGAGACUAUCGUCCUCGCUCGCCACCAGCGCGCGCACCCCCGGCACCACCACAGCUGCAGGAGCAGGCGGCGGCGGCAACCCCAGCUUCCGCAUGUCGACGGGGCCCACCAGCUUCCGCGCCUCGGGCCUGCGUGCCCCCGGCGGCUCCAUGGGCUUGGGCCUGGGCAAGCCCGCCGAGAGCCGUAUCGGGCGUAUGGCGCAUGAGCGCACCAAGAGCGCCGCGGUGGGCCAUGGUACUGGUGGUGGGGGGUGGUGGUGGUUUGCCGCGGCCGGGGUCGGGGUUGGGGUUGCGGAGUGGGAUCAUGAGUUCAAUUGA